This is a messenger RNA of Lindgomyces ingoldianus, 1134 nucleotides long. Its product is annotated as TauD-domain-containing protein. The coding region runs from base 1 to 1134 and encodes 377 amino acids. Gene Ontology annotation, molecular function: 2-oxoglutarate-dependent dioxygenase activity. Lineage: Eukaryota; Fungi; Ascomycota; Dothideomycetes; Pleosporales; Lindgomycetaceae. The record is from RefSeq and is a predicted model, not a curated record. The transcript has 4 exons. Gene Ontology annotation, cellular component: cytoplasm.
AUGGCUCCCGCUUUUGUUGAAACCCCACAACCGGCUGCAACUUAUGUAAGGAAUGGAACCGGAGAGUACAAGGAGGCGUACAUUGGAGGACCGAAGGCGUUCAGGCAGGACGCAGAAUUGAAGGGUACGGAAAAACAACCUCCAGCGAAGUAUCCUCACUACCUGCCGACGUGGGACCCUGAGAAAAAAUAUCCUCCGUUGCAGCUGUUUGAGCACUACGAGCACGGAAAGGAUGCAGAUCCCAGUUUUCCCAACCUCCUCCAGAAAGCUCAAGUAACGGAAUUGACCGCGAACACUGGAGCUGAGAUCCACGGGGCUCAAUUGAGCAAGCUCACGGACAAGGGCAAGGAUGAGCUAGCUCUAUUUGUGGCUCAGAGGAAGGUCGUUGCCUUCCGCGAACAGGAUCUUGCAGAUAUUCCAAUCCAAGCGGCUCUCGACUUUGGAGGAUACUUUGGCCGCCACCACAUCCACCCAACAUCAGGAGCUCCCGCAGGACAUCCAGAGGUUCAUCUUGUCCAUCGAGGUGCUGACGACACCACAGCGCGGGACUUUUUUGAGGAGCGCACUAACUCUGUGACAUGGCACUCUGAUGUGACAUACGAAAAGCAGCCUCCGGGCAUUACAUUCUUAUACCUUCUCGACGGACCGGUUGCUGGUGGAGACACUUUGUUCGCGAACCAGUCGGAGGCAUACCGAAGACUAUCUCCAGAGUUCCAGAAGAGGUUGCAUGGCUUGAAGGCCAUCCAUUCUGACACAGCAAUCGAGCAAGCCGACAACAGUAAGAACCGUGGAGGUGUUGUCCGUCGAGAGCCGGUGACAUCAAUCCACCCCCUCGUCCGGACUCAUCCAGCUACGGGAGAGAAGGCGCUCUUCGUAAACCCGCAAUUCACGCGCCGCAUCGUUGGAUACAAGAAGGAUGAGAGUGACUUCCUUUUGAAGUUUCUUUUUGAUCAUAUCGCAAAGGGUCAGGACUUCCAGGCUCGCGUUAAGUGGGCUCCUGGAACUGUCGUUGUCUGGGAUAACCGAGUGACGGCGCACUCAGCACUCCUAGAUUGGGACGAUGGUCAGCGCAGGCAUAUGGCUAGAAUAACCCCGCAGGCCGAGCCUCCGACUGAGACUCCAUUUGAGAAGUAG